Messenger RNA from Schizophyllum commune H4-8, 1824 nucleotides. RefSeq lists its product as uncharacterized. Gene Ontology annotation, molecular function: protein binding. NCBI's taxonomy places the organism in Eukaryota, Fungi, Basidiomycota, Agaricomycetes, Agaricales, Schizophyllaceae. The coding region runs from base 1 to 1716 and encodes 571 amino acids. The record is from RefSeq and is a predicted model, not a curated record. The transcript is spliced from 2 exons.
AUGGAGGUCGAGCAAUCCGGGUACGAAGCUGCGCUGGACACUCUGCCUUCUUCGAUACUGAGUGCAAUUGCCGACCUUGACUUGAGCAAGAUCUGCGCCUUGGAAGAGAAAACGCGCUUUGUCAUGGCCGCCCUCAAGUCAGCCCGCAACGCUCAUGCGCUAAUCGACAAGCUGCCAGCCGAGGUCCUGGAACGCAUCUUCUUGCUCGUGCAGCGGCACUACGGCGACUUCCUGCCCAAAUGGCCAGUAUUGAAGUCGCUCGAGUGGAUUGCUAUCACACAUGUGUGUCGGCGCUGGAGGUUGAUUGCGACCGCUCAUCCUGCUCUGUGGACCACGCUCGACCUAUGCCACAAUUGGUCUGCCGAUGCCGGCCGGACGUUUCUCGCCAGGUCCGGGGAUGCGCCGUUGACAGUAUUCUUCUCGACAAGGGAUUUGGGGUACUCCAAUAAUGACAUGAAAGUGCUCAAGGACGCUUUGGACACUCACAGUGACCGCCUUGCAGUCCUCCACGUCGCUGCCGACCGCCGGAGGGAUUUCAACGAAGUCUGCGAAUUAUUCGUCGGCAUUCCUGCUCCCCGCUUGCGUAGUCUGACGCUUUAUAUCCGCCAGCCUCGUAGAAACCACGUCUACACUGGUCCAAGGAUUUUUGAAGGCACGCUCCCUCUUCUGCGCAAGCUUGUCGUCGCGUACUGCGCCGCUUGGGACAUGUUGAAUAUCAUCGACCUCACCCACCUAGCGAUAUGCAAGGUCGGCGUCGAUGAACUUCUCAAGAUUGUCGGCGCAUCACCGCACCUUGAAGAGCUGAUCUGCAUCGGCUCUGAUGAGUGGAGCCGCAGUGCCGCAAAUGAUGACCCCAGCAGCCCCUCGGUAAUCUGUCUGCCACAGCUUCGUUACCUGCAACUAUCCACCCCGGAAGGCAUAAAACGCAUUCCCUUUCUUCACCGGUUGGAGAUACCAGAGGCAUGCAACGUUCGGUUACAGCUCCUCUUAGAGGACCCCAUCACCACGCUGUUGCCGUCUAACUCCCACUUUGGCCCCCUACAACGGCCGGUGCCCACGGUGCAGCUCUGCACUGGUCGCUUUCUUUCCUGCUGGAUCGCCUUUCGCUCUGGUCAUAUUGUCGUAGAGGGACGUUGCAAUUAUUCGCAUUUCGCUGGCAUCACGAAUACCAACACCGUGCUGGAGGUUCAGUUGGACGACCUUACCGACAGAACGAGUCCAGAAGGAUGGAGUCGCCUACUUGCCAGCAUGCCGAAAAUCCGCACGCUUGUGAUUUAUGGCCGCGGUGAGGCCCGCGGCUUGAGAGGCCUUUUCGCAGUUCUAUCCUCGCGGCCUGAGGGCGCGGAAUCGCUGCUAUGUCCCGAUCUCGAGGCCCUUCACCUGGGCGCGGACCACGCGGACGCGGGAGUCGCGUUCUCCCUAUGGCAAGUGUCUGCAUUGCGCGCAAAGGAAGGAAGACCACUCCGCGAGGUCAUUGUGUUUUCUGACGGCGAGAAAGGGCACCUGGGCCGCGGCCAGUCCUCUGACGGGACUCGUCACGCCCUGAUUCUCGACGCCUCGGGGGCGCCGACGCAGGUGGACAGCAGAGCAUGGAAGUGCAACACCGUGAAAUUUGCGGAGAUUGUUGCGCGACAGGCAAGACCUCUGAGACGAGAAACAGGAUUAGAUUGGGCAUGGGUGGAGAGGAAGCGAAUCGUGCAAGAGCAGGAGACGUAGUCAAUUCCUACGCAUCGCGCGGGGAAUAGUAUUCAAUUCUGCUCACGACUUUUUGCUGUCCUGUCCGGUCAAGUACCUCGUUCUAUCAAGCCCGAAAAUACUCACGUG